Messenger RNA from Closterium sp. Yama58-4, 1445 nucleotides. Lineage: Eukaryota; Viridiplantae; Streptophyta; Zygnematophyceae; Desmidiales; Closteriaceae. The record is from the annotation of a GenBank genome assembly.
UGUGUGCGCCUAUGGCGGAGGCUAUCCGCGACGCUCCGCUGCCGCCCUGCCCGUGGGGGCAGGCUAGGAUAGACGGCAACUGCGCUGACAAGUGCAAGUUUGCGGGUUGUGGCACCGACUCGGUGUGCAAGAAGAACGACACGGGCGACGCAGUCUGCGUGUGCAUCAACCCCGAAUACGUGCUGCAACCCGACAAGUCAUGCGCACACCCGUGUGCCGGCACGUGGUGUGCCAUGGAUGACCCCAAUUCCUCGUGCGUGAAGCAGGAAGGCCAGCUGGCUACGUGCGUCUGCAACUGGGGCUUCGCCAUGACGCCCGACCGGGGCUGCGUCGACUCAUGCACGCUUAAGGCCUGUGUGGACGGCACGUGCAGCAAGGAUGAAAAUGGGAUGGCCGUCUGUUCCUGUGACGCCGAGGCUGGCUUCAAGCUGCAGCUUGACGGCAGGACGUGCAAGGACGUGUGCGUCAUCGAGGACUGUGAGGGCAAAGACGCCAAUUCUACGUGUGUGAGGAAUCUGGACGUGGCCCACUGUGUAUGCAAGACCAACUUCCAGCUGUUCGAGGGCGUAUGCACUGACACGUGCGAGGUGAAGGCGUGUGUGGAUGGCACGUGCACCCAGGACGUCAACGGAACGGCAUCGUGCCAUUGUGACGCCGACGCUGGCCUCGUGCUGCUGGAUGACGAGAGGACGUGCCAAGAUGUGUGCAUUAUCAAGGACUGUGAAGGCAGUGAUGCCAACUCCACGUGUGUCAAGAAUGGCAUCGUUGCAACCUGUGUCUGCAAGACUGGAUUCGAGCCGUUUGAGGGCAAAUGCACUGACACGUGCGAGGUGAAGGCGUGUGUGGAUGGCACGUGCACCCAGGACGUCAACGGAACGGCGUCCUGCCAUUGUGACGCCGACGCUGGCCUCGUGCUGCUGGAUGACGAGAGGACGUGCCAAGAUGUGUGCAUUAUCAAGGACUGUGAAGGCAGUGAUGCCAAUUCCACGUGUGUCAAGAAUGGCACCGAUGCCACCUGUGUCUGCAAGACUGGGUUCAAUCUGUUUGAGGGCAAAUGCAUUGACACGUGCGAGUUGAAGGGGUGUGGCGUAAACGGCAAGUGCCACAAGGACAGCACCACUGGAGAGCCAUCCUGUGUUUGCGAUCUGGGCUUCACGCUGCAGCCUGAUGGCACCACGUGCAAAGAUAACUGCGAGAUCCUGAGCUGCACUGGUCCCAAGGAGCACUGCGCCAAAGAGGUCACCACCGGCCAGGCAUACUGCAAAUGCGAUGAUUACUUCCACAGGGCAGUUGGCGGCUUUUGCCAGGAUUGGUGCCCCUUCAAGGGCUGCAACACCACCAUCUCAACUUGCGUGAGGAGGGUGGACGGGAUUCCCUUCUGCAUCUGCAACAAGGGUGUCCCGCUGACCACCAAGGCUUGCGUUGGCAAGGUGCCCUCAGCAUAG